CGUCAGAGGUUGUGAGCAAUGCAGCUGGGGAGGCGGAGGAGGAUGAAACGUUGCUGAUGCUGAUGCGAGAGCUUUCGCGGUCAACACCGAUGCACUCUCUUCAACAUAACGGACUUGCUUUCUUUACCCCAUAUUCGUCCUAUUCUAGUAAGUUGUUUUUGAUUUAGAACCGAAGACGCGAAGAAGGAAGAUUCUACCAAAACGGGGACACCGGGAUUUUGAGGAGGAAAGAGCCCGUCACUCACUGACUCGUUUUGGCCUGUCUUGGCUGUGACACAGGUGGAUUUGACGCUGGGGGGGAAAUAGGCGACGAUAUGGCACAAUGACGGAAUUGGACCCAAACGGUUACGUUUUUGUUAUCACUUACCUGUGUGAACUAAAGCAAUGCUAUGGUUUGUUUUUAAACAAGACCUGAAAACCGGGACCGUUUAUACGUUAGCUAGCUAGUGGGCUAAUUUUGCUUGCUAGUCACUUAGCAGCCCCCACCAGACAGUGGUGGCUGAGGUGGGGGGAGAUGCUCGAAGGUGGAGUUAGCGCUAGUUGCUAUCUGAAAUUCAGUCUAAAAAACGCUGUUUGGUCAGUUAAAGGUGGGGAUUUCUGCCUCCAAGCAGGACACGGGUUGAGGGUGAGAUACCGCUAAUAGCUCGUCAAUGAGUGAAUGACCAGAUUAGAUAAUCGGCUAAAAUGAUCCAAUGUUGACAAACAUUGCUAACUCUCGUGGAAGCGAAUGAUACUGAUAUUCAAUGUGAUAAAGUUUAUGAUAUUUUCAGCUAAAUCUGCUGUAUCAGGAAGGCAAAUAGUGAACACGAGCUGAUAAAUGUAACCUGCCGUAAAUUAAGCUAACAGGACCGCGUUGUUCUAAAGAUUACGAUGUGAAUCGCCAUCAAACAAACAGCUGUGUCGUUAUUUAGUUUCUGUCCUUGACUUUACAAUAUCUGCUAAAUUCUGCUAGUUGCUUAAAUUGGCGUUGUAUAUUGUGAAAUUAUGGAUUAAACCGUUAUUAUGUCAGCUUUUUAGUCGGCACGCGCGUAGACAUGGCAUCAUCAUCGCUGAAGAAGAACUGGAUAAGAAAAACAGCAGUCAGAUAAAAAAAAAAAAAUAUAUAAAUGUACCCCCCCUCCCCCAACCUAUAAGGGGGAUUAGCCAGGAUAAAUGGAAGCCACAGUCCUGUCUGGCCCUUUGGGGCACACACAGUGGGAGUCAGAGCAGCCUUUUCCUCUGGGAUUUCCAAUACUAGACUCGGACAAUGGAGCUGUGCUCUGUCAAAACAAAAGCGACCAGACCGGUUUGGAUUUCAGGAAAAGUGAUCAGAAUGAGACUGUGCUCCUCAAUGGAGAGGAAAAAAGGUUUGUGGAUAAACCUGUAGAGCUGGGAAACCUUAUAAAUGGUGCCACUUUUUCCUCUGAGGAUUUAAAGUUUGAUGGAGGACACUUGACUUAUUCGGACUCGUCUCACCGCUCUGCUCGCUUCAAUGAGCUGUCCUGCCGAGAAGCCGGUGAGGGGUUUGGGGAAAUCGCUGACUACACUUUGUCGUGGUUCUUGUCUCCUGACUUUGCUGAUGUGAUCGGGAAAACAUCGGCCUGUCAGGAGUCAACUUUUACGCAGGACCCCACUGUCGAGGGCUCAGAUGGUGAACCGGCUGAGCUAGCAAGCCUCAGUGCACCGUUUUCUCCUUUUGAAGCUUCCAAUUGCGACAGAGAGAUCAACACAACCGAUCCAUUUUUGAUAGUGGAUCUCCUCUCAGAUGAAAACCCUUGUCUUACCCAAAAGCUGUCGCAUGAGUUGAUCCCACAGGGUUUUGGUGAGAAACUUAUAGACUUGUCCUUUGAGGAGCAGGAAGAUCUCCCUCCCUCACUGACAGGGGAAAUGGUGUCACCUGACACACGUCACAAAGGUUUAUUCCCUGAUCAAGUGACAGAUCUGCCCAUAAGCAGCAGCAGCCCUGCUGCACAAGGUUUACUUGAAAGUAACCAGCUCCUUAACAACAUCAGCCAAUCCCAGGAGGGUUUUGAAGGAUCUGUGCCUUUGCUGGAUUUAAAAGUUCCACAUUUUGAGAGUGACGUCAGCCUCUGCCCUCCUGCUGUUGCCUGCACAGGUGCUCUAGAAACACCUACAAAGGAAUCAGAAGUGGCACAAACUAUUGCAGUUAAAAUCCUUCCAGAACAACAAGGUGAGAAUGACAUACUUAAUCUGGAUCUGUCAGACAGCUCAUCUUUCCUAACACGACCUCCAGCUGAAGAUGCCUCCACUCAUGGGAAUCUCACGAGUGAGAGGAUUUUUGUGGAGAACCUUCCUAAGGCUGUGAUGGAAGUCAAAGAAGAACAUGCGGGUGAAGAUACGACAGAAUUGUAUCUGAGCUGGACUGUUGAGGAGGCUCACAAGGAUGACUCUUGGGAUUUGGAACCCCAGGAUAUUGUUCACAACCGAGCUUCAAUCAGUCCAAAAACUGAGCAGAAUGAGGACGAGACGCUGAAAGACAACAACCAACUUGAAAAUGCACAUUCUCACAACGAGGUUUCUUUAGACUUUUUGGCUCAGAACACAAAGAUUUCUUCCUCUGAAGCCGAAUGGACUAGUGGGCCGCCUGUGGUGACAGUUUCCCUCUCUAAGAUGGUGGAAGAUGACUCACUGCCAAUGGUCUCAUCUGUGAACAAGAGAGAAGAAGAUGCUUCUCCACUUAAAGACGUCUUUGAUGCUUUGGAUCAAGAUGGAGACGGCUUCGUUCGAAUUGAGGAGUUUAUGGAGUUCGCGGCUGCCUAUGGGGCUGAUCAGGUCAAGGAUCUGACCAAGUUUUUGGAUCCUAGCGGUCUCGGUGUGAUCAGUUUUGAAGACUUUCACCGUGGAAUCUCUGCCAUUAGUGGAAGCCCAGAAACCCAGCUCUACAGUGUAAACUACAGUCCAGGGGAUGGAGCUGUUGGCUGUCAGGAGGAGUACGAUGAGCAGAAUGAGGUAACAGACAGCGCAUACCUGGGCUCCGAGAGCACGUACAGUGAGUGUGAGACCUUCACUGAUGAGGACACGGGAGCCCUUGUACCCCCCGAGAUGCACGAGGAUGUGGAGACGGAUAGCGGGAUUGAGGCCACUCUACAUGAUCCUGAAGAUGGAGGAAAUGGGUUUUCCAUGAACUCUGACCUCCACAAUACCUCUCUGGUAACGGUCAUUGGUGGGGAGGAGGAGCACUUUGAGGACUUUGGGGAGAGUAAUAAUUCGGAGCUGCCGGAAAGCAACGAGGAAGACUCCGUGGUGCAUUUGGACUCCCCUCUGUCAGAGCCCCCUGUCCAGGUCGAUGGAUCAUCCGUCCUCUCUCCCAGUGCACCUGCUUCUCUCCCUGACUGCUUCCAGAGCUUCCUCAGGGAGGAGGCACUGGAUUUUUUCUGUAGCCAGUGUCACAAACAAAUAAGUCGUCUCGAGGACCUCUCCACCCGUCUCAAUUUCCUAGAGAUGACUAGUUCGGGUAAGAGGCUGUCCAGCAAGAAAGUGGCGCGGCACCUCCUUCAGAACAGCUCCAUGACUCUAGAUACCAUGAGUGACUUGACACGGGACAUCCUGGAACUUGCUGACAACGACAUCACAGACAAGGUGCUCCUCCUGGAGCGUCGGGUGGCGGAGCUGGAAAAAGAGUCCGACGCGUCGGGGGAGCAGCACACUCGGCUGCGCCAGGAGAACCUCCAGCUGGUGCAUCGCGCCAACGCGCUGGAGGAGCAACUGAAGGAGCAGGAGGUCUACGCUGAGGAGCAGCUGCAGCAGGAGAAUCGGCGCCACAAGGAGGCAAUAAGCAAGCUGGAAAGAGAAAAGGGGCUCGAGCUCGAAAACCUGCAGGCCAGGCUGCAGCAGCUGGAUGAAGAGAACAGUGAGCUGAGGUCGUGUGUUCCUUGUCUCCGAGCAAACAUAGAGAGAUUAGAGGAGGAGAAGAGAAAACUUCACGACGAAGCUGAGGUUAUGUCACAGAGACUGGAGGAGGAGACGGAGGCUCGCAGGAAGAUGGCUGACAAGCUCAGUCACGAGCGCCACCAAAACCAGAAAGAGAAGGAGAGCACUCAAGAACUUAUUGAAGACCUGCGUAAACAGCUGGAGCACCUGCAGCUUUACAAGCUGGAGGCUGAAGCAAAGAGGGGCCGAACCCCGGGGGCAGGGCUGCAGGAGUAUCAGACGCGCACACGUGAAGCCGAGCUGGAGCAGGAGAUCAAACGGCUCAAACAGGACAACCGCACCCUGAAGGAGCAAAAUGACGAGUUGAACGGACAGAUUAUCAACUUGAGCAUCCAGGGAGCCAAAAACUUAAUGUCGGCUUCAUUUUCGGACUCUCUGGCAGCGGAGAUUAACUCCGUCUCUCGCGUGGAGCUGAUGGAAACCGUUCACAAACAAGAAGAGAUCAACUACAGACUGCAGGACUACAUUGACAAAAUCAUCGUUGCCAUCAUGGAGUGCAACCCUUCCAUCCUGGAGGUCAAAUAAAUGAUAUGCAGCCAAAGGGCCCUUUGCAAUGAUUCCAUUGGCUGUUCAGAGCAUAUCCUGGGGACACGGCAAGAAGAAACAAGAGGAUGUAGAAACAAUCACACAUCCGCAUCACUGAAGAGACUAAAUGCAGUAAUCGCACCCAUCUCCUGUCUAAAAUGAAGAUUUAUAGAUUUCUAAGAAGUGCGUGUCUGUUGGGAAGAAAUAAGCUUUAUUUUUCUGUGUAUUUGUACGUUUGCCCUCCUUAAAGCACUUUGGUUCUGGUGACUUCCGUUCGUUUUGGCUCGAGGGACCAGAGUCUCCCCUAUUGAGCGAGUGUGUUGGUGGUUAAUAUUAUUUGGCCCAUUUAUUAUUUUUUUCCAAAAACGGUGUAAAAAUGGAUCAACUCGGUACACAGAGGACGCAGUUCUGUCUACACUGGGAUUUAAAUGGUCUUUAUGACGGGUCAAACCGGCCCCCACUCUACUUUAAUUUCAAGCCGUAUGAAGCUGAUCCGAAGCUGAGAGCGGUUUGUCGUGAAUACGUUGAAAGCGUGCCGUGCUGCUAACCAGGCUCUGCCUGUGUUCUAACCUUUGAACCCACUUAAACUGUCAUUCCAGUAAACGCAAUGAGGGACAUUUCUGCUGGCCUUGUGAAUGUGUGUGGUGUUUGACAUUCCCCUCUUUGCACUCUUAUUGUUUUGAGCAAGCUUUAGAAGUGGGGAAAGAAUGACACCGGCGUUCUUGGAAGGUUACAAAUGAAGGAGGCGUUUCUUUACGACAUUUUGUUAUGCUUUUUGGGUAAUUUUUACAAUGAAACAGGGUCCUGGAGCUCAGGUGAGCUGGAAAUGCACUACAUUUCCGGUGAGUCUCAUUAGACUGGGUAAUGUCUGACAGAAAAUGAACCCGCUAACAUCGACUCGCUCCUUAACUCUCCAGACACUUGCAUUAAACUUGAAGGGAAACUGACAUGAGUGAUCCUGGAAGUUGUAGUUUUAUUUUUGUAAGUACAGCUCACCUGUUGCCAGUGUUCUCUUGCUGAGUGAAAAGGGAACCUUUUGUUUUUGUUUUUCAAGCAAACUUGGAAAAAUAUCAAGUCUGAAAAUAUUUGAGGACUUGCGUGUAACGAAUCAGAUGUUUGUAUUUUGCACUAUAUUUCGAUUGAACUGAUUCUGUUGGCUUAAAAAAUGUAUAGAAUCAAAGAUCAUUUAUUGCUGGCUGUAUCACUACGUCGAAGAACCUAAAAUGGACAGUAGAUUCCUUUUAAAGAAAUACUAAAGUUAAGGUAACCUGCUGUUAUGUUUGGAAAAUAUUUAGUUCCUAUGUUCAUGUUUUAUUUUUUUAAACCAGUUAAAGGAAUGGAUGAACUGGUAGCAAUAAAGCCGGACAAGAAGGACAUUCAUGGAGAGAGAUGAAACAAAAAUCUGUGAACUGUUUCUGUUUUUCUUGGACUUAUCGGUACUGUACAGAAAUUUCCUUUGGAUGUUCACCUGGAUAUUGGACGUAUUUUUUUUUGGAACUUCUUGGAUGUUUCAGUCAAAGUCGGGGAGUUUAUUUCCAGAAAAGCAUGGCAUUCUGCACCCAUGUGCUACAUCUAAUUUUUCCACCUCUAUUUCACUGUUCUUCUUCACCUGCCACUCCAUGGAAAAAUGGCCUUGGAUGUAAAUGACUUGUACAUGUGAACUUUUUCUACACACAUUCUAGAUUCUAGGUAUUUUUAUAGGGAGAAAAGAGGAUUUCUUUUUCUUACGCAGACACGUCUGCCUGUAUUCUUCACUAGCAUGUAGCGUGUACAGGACCAGCCAGGGUUUGGCUAUCAUUUGGAAUCAUAGAUAUUUAUUAGGCAAGUCUCACACUCUGAUUUUGUUGUGCUGGAGAUUUGUUUGUCCAACUUUUGAAGUCACAAAGGGAGAUUUAUCAACACCUGUCAUAUCGGAACGAGGAAUCUAUUUAAAGGGGGAUGAUAUGGUCUGUGGGUGAGUUGCCGGUGUGAAUAAAACAAACAAACAUUGAAUGUCACAGGCAGAAUUGUCAUUUGCUGAAGUCAGUACUCUCCUCAUAAUGCUGAUGUUGCUGUAACCUCCAAGGUUAUGGUUCAGAUUUGGCAGAAUCUGCAGUUUCUACUGUUGUCUUCCUGGAUUUUAGUCGGACACGUUUCUUAGUGCACUUCUUUGGUUGUUGGAAGUCCGUUUUAACUGACAAAUGAACGAGAUGUGCGAACUCAUAAUGUCAAUGUGACACCUUUAAACCUCAUGCUAGGGUUGCUUAGUUCAGCUUUCUUGUAGGACAAGAGGCUUUCUCUGCAGAUUUAUUCCUUAUGUCUGUGUCAUGACUAUAGAUACGGAAAAUGUCCUUACAGCCUAACUUUUGUUUCUAUAUUUUUGAUUCAAUUGAUGACAAAUAAGGCCUGCAACAUGAUAUUUGACAGUUAAACCUUUCAGCGAACAAAAUAUUGGAGAUUUGAAGAUGAUGCCCUUUCUCCAUAUGAGAAUCCUAUAUUCAAAUGACCACAAAUAGACGGUUGAAAUUAGUGGGAAUAUCACCAAAGAUUACAAUUUUGGCUAAAAAACAGCAUAAUCAUUAUUAAAAGACUACUGAGAACACUUUUAAGAAACCCUUUAAGUACAUCUUUUUGGUUAUUAUAAGCAGCACACUUUAAGCUUCCAGUGAUGGAAAACGUAGAAAACUGGCCUGAUAGUCGAAACACUGUGCCUCUGUGUCUCAAACUUUGCCUCUGAACUUUCCUGAGAACGGACCUUGGAUAACGCUCUGACUCUCGGUUUGUUAAAUUAUAACUAAGAAAGCUGAACUGUAACUAUGUAUUCUGGACUUUAAUUUUAUUUAUUUUUCCCUGUCACUAACUUCCAGUGUCCAAAGAAAGAUUGCUCAAGGCACAAACAUCACUACUGGAGUAGUGCGUGGCUUGCCAUUAAUUAACCUGGAGGGAAAGAGGAAAAUAAUGAAAAGGAAAAAAAAUCCUAUUUUCAGAGAAAUGUAUAAGUUAUAUCAGUAUUGGGUACGGCUGUAUAUUAUUUUUAAAGCUUCACAAAAUGGUCUUAAUUAUUACUGGGGAAAUAUGUCAUUGUAAAAAAGAAAAAGUAAGCAGUCAAAUAAAGAGUAUAAAAUAAAUUGUC
Oryzias latipes (Japanese medaka) is the source of this 7567-nucleotide messenger RNA. RefSeq names its product RAB11 family interacting protein 3 (class II) (gene rab11fip3). Gene Ontology annotation, cellular component: midbody; cleavage furrow; endocytic vesicle. Gene Ontology annotation, biological process: regulation of cytokinesis; endocytic recycling. The record is from RefSeq and is a predicted model, not a curated record. NCBI's taxonomy places the organism in Eukaryota, Metazoa, Chordata, Actinopteri, Beloniformes, Adrianichthyidae. Gene Ontology annotation, molecular function: calcium ion binding.